AUGCUGGUGUUGGGAUGUAGCCCAAUUGAGAUAGAUGCAGAGAUAGCAGUGAAGAAACUGGCAGUUCAGGGGAGACAUGAUAGAGUCUUAAUUAAAGUAAUGGCAGUGAAGAUGAUGGUGGACAGGCCAAAAGCUCAGCAAGUUCGAACCUCUAGUACAAUAAGGCGAACCUCUUCUUUGGAUACGAUAACAGGACCUUAUCUCACAGGACAGUGGCCACGGGAUCCUCAUGUUCAUUACCCUUCAUGCAUGAAAGAUAAAGCUACUCAGACACCUAGUUGUUGGGCAGAAGAGGGUGCCGAAAAGAGGUCACAUCAGCGUUCUGCAUCAUGGGGGAGUGCUGAUCAACUAAAGGAGCAGAUUGCCAAACUGAGGCAGCAGCUACAACGUAGUAAACAGAGCAGUCGGCACAGUAAAGAGAAAGAGCGUCAGUCACCUCUUCCUGGCAACCAUGUAACCAUCAAUCACACUCAGGCUACUGGAUCAAGAUCAGUCCCUAUGCCACUGUCAAAUAUAUCAGUGCCAAAAUCAUCAGUUUCACGUGUGCCCUGCAAUGUAGAAGGAAUAAGUCCUGAAUUAGAGAAGGUAUUCAUUAAAGAAAAUAAUGGAAAGGAGGAAGUGUCCAAGCCUUUGGAGAUCCCAGACGGCCGAAGGGCCCCGCUCCCCGCUCACUACCGGAGCAGCAGCACCCGCAGCAUCGACACACAGACCCCCUCCGUGCAGGAGCGCAGCAGUAGCUGCAGCAGCCAUUCUCCGUGUGUGUCUCCCUUCUGUCCCCCAGAAUCCCAGGAUGGGAGCCCUUGCUCCACAGAAGAUUUACUCUAUGAUCGUGAUAAAGACAGUGGGAGUAGCUCACCGUUACCCAAGUACGCUUCAUCUCCCAAACCAAACAACAGCUACAUGUUCAAACGGGAGCCCCCAGAGGGAUGUGAGCGAGUGAAGGUCUUUGAGGAAAUGGCGUCUCGUCAGCCUAUCUCAGCCCCUCUCUUUUCAUGUCCUGACAAAAACAAGGUUAAUUUCAUCCCAACCGGAUCAGCUUUCUGUCCUGUAAAACUUCUAGGCCCUCUCUUACCUGCCUCCGACCUGAUGCUCAAGAACUCUCCUAACUCUGGCCAGAGCUCGGCUCUGGCCACUCUGACCGUCGAGCAGCUCUCCUCCCGGGUUUCCUUUACAUCCCUUACUGACGACACCAGCUCCGUGGGCGCCACGGAGGCCUCCGUCCAACAGCCGUCCCAGCAGCAGCUCCUGCAGGAACUGCAGGGUGAGGAACACAUCUCUGCUCAGAACUAUGUGAUCAUCUAA
This is a messenger RNA of Puma concolor (puma), 1302 nucleotides long. The record is from RefSeq and is a predicted model, not a curated record. NCBI's taxonomy places the organism in Eukaryota, Metazoa, Chordata, Mammalia, Carnivora, Felidae.